CCUUGUGAAUUUUUUUUUUUUUUUUUUGCUUGUUCUGAUUUUCACUGCCUUGUACACAGAAAUUAACCAGAUUGUCUCCAAGUCAUUUAAAAUAUCUGUCACCUCCACUUGUAACAUGGAUUGGUCGUUUAGCAUAUUCAGAGCUAUUGUAUACUGCCUAGAAAAACAAAACUUCCAUGGUUACUUGGCAACAGGGGUUUCUGUUGGUCUAAGUAGGGCUUUGUAUCCUAAACAAGUUGAAACACUUUAUUAAAAGUACUCUUCCAUCUUCACCUAUAUUGUGGAGGGCCCACGGGGCCCUCCAAGUCACUUUUCCUGGUUAACUGGGGGCCCCUAAACCUCAUGCCCCGAAAUGGAUGUUUGUGGUGGUGGUGAAAUACCAGCGUAUGGGGCUAGCAGAAGCAAUCCCCUGUCUAAAUGGAUAAAAUUAGUGUGAGCCGUACAACGGAGCCUUGCUGGUGACAGCGGUUUUGUUGCAUUCCUCUUCUCAUUUUGUUUCACCUGAUCACGUGGUUCUGUAUAUCUCGUCAUGUUUGGCGCCCAUGUGGAAGGAACGGCGUUGUGACUGCUUCUGCGUCAGGCCCCGAACUCUGCUUUGAGGAACAGAGCAAUCCUUGUAUGACUGCUGUUCUUUGAACUGUUCCCAGAAUCGAUGCCUUUUCUGCAGCAGCGUCCUGGGGGGGGGGGUGGUGACAGUAGGCUUCCCCCAAAGUCACCGUUCUGUGCAUUCAGUGCAGCCCAUAAGCACCGAUCGUGAACUCCAAAACACGGGGACCGGAGUUGUCUCAUCUUCCCAGGUGUGGUUGCUCUUGCUGUGGAAUCUGGCCCUGAAGGAGAAAGCGGCGAAUGACCUGAUGCAUGAGUUCUGUCUCCAUGACAUUAGUGGUUAUCCUUCUUCAGAGAAGCGGUCGUGUCAGAACAAGGUUCUGGCAGUUGGAAGGUGUGUUGUGUUUCGCAAUCCUUACACAACACAGGUUGUACGGUGCAGGAAUGUCUGUCAAGGCCCGCAUCCAAUAAAUAUGUCGUUCGCUGGAGAUUUAUCCUUCAUGUGUCUGGGCAACAUGAGUAACCUUCAGGACUGCAACUUGUUUAGGCAUCGUUCUGAUUUAUCAUUAAUGGACGUAACUAAAAAGAUCUCCCAGCCGCCUAAUCAAAAGCUAGGAAGAGGUCUCCGUCUCAGUGAAGAUCCAUCAGGGGCAGUUAGGAAGUCUGAGCCUCUAUACCUGUGCUGUAUAUCCCCUGCGAUUAUCAGUGAUCCAAGUGUCUGCUGAUGGUAGAAACUGAGAUGAGCUAGAAGCUCUCUAUCCUCCAAGCUCUUUAAGGUGUCACCAGUGCAGAGGCAUAUUUCACCAGUUUGGCAUCAUGCGGCCUCCGUCCUCAGAUGGUGCAUAUGACAGCCAGGUGGCGCCAGGCUGGUUAUUAUUCUGAUCUAGUUAUAUCUUCAGUUGCCCACACCUGAUCCUCACAAUAGACUCUCUCACUGUGAGAGAGAGUAUCAAAUGAUAAUGGGGAGGAGUCAAACGCUUGUGGUGAAAAAUGUGUUUUUAUUUACAUUUACGUGUUAAAAUAUGUACACUAAUGUCCAUGUCGUCUGCUUCUCAUGUUUAUCGAUAAUUUUUGUUAAGGCUGUUGUAGGACAUAAGUACGGUGGGACGAUACGCAAUAGGAUGUGAGUUGCUGGUUGACUGCACUUCAGCUUCAUUGAAAUACAGUCAGAUAACCAGCGAAACGCCUAAAAACAUCAAACUACAGGUAAGAAGUCGCUAAGUUUUUAAGAGGCACUUGGGAAUGAACACUGUUGGUCCUGCUUGAUCCAGCAGACUUCCCACUUACGCAGGCUUUUAAUGGAGUCUGAGAAUCGGACCAACUGGGUCAGUGCGGUAGGGGAGUCUAGGGCGGUAUCCAGUGGGUCUGCUGUAACUCUGCCACCUCCCAGCUUUAUAUGAGGAAGCUUCUAUCCAGAAUGAUCCAGUAGUGAUGCAGAUUUUCUCCAUCCAUCCAUAUUUUAAGUGAGAUUCUGAUGCUGGUGUGAUUUUUACACAUGAGCAGCCAGUUCUCAGUACGAAACUGGUUCCUCUAUAUCUUCUUGCCAGAGGGCUGGUUAAAAGACAAUCCACUUACCGCUGCCGAUCCGCUGGCUGCCUUCUGGAGGCAGAUGCCACCACUCAGGCAUUACAGACAGACCAAGCCUGUCCUGGCUGAGACCUGGCAGUGAGACCUGACGUGAGCAUACAGGUCAUGUGAUUGUCUGCAAUCCUCCCGCCCCACCCCGUUCUGUUUCACAGAUGAGAGGAGAUACUGCGAUUUCUAGGAAAACUGUUAGUAUGUUCCUUAUUGAAAUGCUCAGUAUAUGGGAUCAUCUGUCAUUGUUCGUUUUGGCCGCUUAAUUUCACGGCUAUGAGAUGCUAUUUUUAAACCCAGCUGUCAGCCUGCCUGGUAUGUCAGAUCCUCAGAGUCAUGCUGUCACACAGCCCAGAGGGGCAGAGACUGGUGCCACCUCACCCACCCCGGGUUUGACAGGACCGGGGCAGCUGUUGUUUGUCCAGGCCGAACCCAAUGGCUUCUAGAGAACAAAUAAUCGACCCCUACCUAAGCGUGGUCUGCAGCAGUGUUUCUCCUGAGGUAUGGAAGGCUUGAAAAACGCUGAAGGGAGGUUGGCUCACAUUUCUUUAUCAUGGUUCCCCUUAUAACAGGUAGCCCAGUGACACAGGGAGAGGGUCAUAGCCAAAAGCGGCUGCACCAAAAGGUUUAUCCUGAAUUUAGUUUUCGCCAAUAUACCCAGCUGUAUAAAUUGGCCGCAGUGAAAUAUUUACCUAAAUCCUCCCCAAUGACCAGCUGACCCGAGUUGCUCAUACUGCAUACAAAAGUCCUAUGGUCAUUCAUUAAUCUGGUAGGUUGUCCUUUUCAUUGGGUUCAACAGGUCAUGUAGGCAAGUACAUCCACCAACAGGGUGUUUUCUAACUUUUUUAUUUACACAUAUGAUAUCUCAUCUUUGUUUCAUUAUAUUUCUCAAAAUAUUAGCUCUGCCAUUUCCGAGAUUAUGAUCAACCUAACCUACCUGUCUCCGUCCGAUUUACAAAUCCUAUAGUGUUUCUGUUGCUUUUUAAGCGUUUUGUUAUUUCCAUAAUUGUGUCCCGGCUCUUGACAACUUGAACUCGGCUUCUAAAGCAAACGAAGGAAGUUUAUUGUGCUGUUUUUCCCCCCCCUUGAUCGUAACCGGCGGCGCGGACGCAGGAUUGCGUGAGGAUGCAGCGGGCGAUCUGGGGCGUGCCUCGGGCAGGACCGUCCUUCUCCAGGCGUAACAUGUGAAGCCUGGGAGGAGAAACCCUUAGAAAGCUGCCGCGUCCUUUCUCCUGGCUGGAUAUAUUUGUAACGUUUUUGCGCAACAAGAGGAAAGUUUCAAAGAGGAACCGUGCCGAGGCACCGAGCUACAAAGGGUGCGGGGGGGCAAUAUCGGGCAGACAGGGAGGUGAAGCGUCGAUCAUCAAAGCGGCUCUGAUCCAAGUUCAGCCGAGCGCAGCCCGGUCCCACAGGCGAAGCGGUCCCCGGCUGCCACCAUGAUCGAGGUGUGCAUCCCGGCGCUGGAGAGGAAAGCGGACGAUUCGGGAAAGUUACAGAAGUUUUUCAGAGUGGAGAUACUGUUCAAUGGAAGGAAACAUUUUGUGCUUAAGCGUCAUAGAGAAUUCCUGAACCUCCACAAGAAGCUGAAGAAGAUCCUCCAGACUCCAGAGUUUCCCAACAAACGCAGCCCUCACUUCCGUCAGAAGCCCCUGGAGCAGAGGAGGCAGGAGCUCGAGGAAUAUGUGAAGAUGGUUCUCUCUGAGAAUGAAGAGGUUCCCCAGGAGAUGCUUGACUUUCUGCAGCUCAAACAUUUCCAUUCUGUGAACAAGAUGUCUAGUUCUGAGUGUCUGGAUGCCUCCCAUCCUGAAUCUUAUAACUGUCAGCUGUUGCAUCAGCGUGUCCUGGGCUUCUUUAAGGACCCCUACAUGCUGGAAUCCACGUCAGAUCUCCCUGAUGUCGUCGUGGAUGGCGUCCUGCAGGGACUGUAUCCCAGGGACGUCCGUGUGAGCUUCAUGCCUCCUCCCGAACCACAUCUCGCAAAGCCAUGGAGCCCCAGCAAGGGAGGUCUAGCCAAAAGCUCGAGGUCCGCAGGACUUGAAGUGGGUCAUGGAAGCAUCCGGAAUGCAGCACGUGGUCCUGCAGAGCUCAUGACCACCUUGGACUCGCAUUGAGGAUGCCACCUGUGGUGUAUUUGCAUAGCUACAUGGAGCUGACCCAGAAAAGUCACACGGUAAUAGGAGGUGUGAUAUUUUACAAGGAUAGGAUCAGUUUCCAGAAGCUGAGGAACUAUAACCAGUGUGCAGGUUUUUAAGAGUGCGUUUGUGUUUGCAGAUGCAUGCGUGCAGCUGCAGAAUCUGCAUUUUACGUCAGUUGAACCCCCUGGGCUUUUAACAGGCUUAAGUUACAAGGAACGUAAGGUUGCAUUAAAAUUUUCCACUUAGUCAUUUCAAGGAGACAUUCAUCCUGACAGCUAUCAUGGUAACCUAAGGGUGCACUUUCAACUACACUUAAAUGAAGUUAUAGUGUAACAUUGAGGGGGUUCUGUAAGGCCUACUUGUCUCGAUUUUCAUGGUACCGUCAAAGUUUGUGUGAUGUAGUGUGACUUGGCAGUAGUUUGUGACGAUAUUUCCUGGAGUGAAAUAGUAUAAACAAACCAAUGCAUAGGAAUUUCAGUGCCCCAUUUAAAUAUUGGCUGUUCUCCCCCCCCCCCUUUCAUAAAUCUUAUGUAAAUACCAAUAUUCCUUAAUCCUCCAUGGGACAUUGCAAGAAAAAGUAAUGAAAAUGCACAUUAAGAAGAUCUUUCCUGUACUGUUUCCAGAUAUCUGAUCAACAAUAACACUACGGCAACAAGC
Brienomyrus brachyistius is the source of this 4913-nucleotide messenger RNA. It is a transcript of the gene snx22, whose product is annotated as sorting nexin 22. The record is from RefSeq and is a predicted model, not a curated record. Bases 3558 to 4232 code for a protein of 224 amino acids. Gene Ontology annotation, molecular function: phosphatidylinositol phosphate binding. The transcript is spliced from 7 exons. NCBI's taxonomy places the organism in Eukaryota, Metazoa, Chordata, Actinopteri, Osteoglossiformes, Mormyridae.